Molecule: messenger RNA, 4232 nt
Organism: Anthonomus grandis grandis
Lineage: Eukaryota; Metazoa; Arthropoda; Insecta; Coleoptera; Curculionidae
Product: octopamine receptor beta-1R-like
Exons: 4
Coding region: 207-1556 (449 amino acids)
Biological process (GO): adenylate cyclase-activating adrenergic receptor signaling pathway
Cellular component (GO): membrane
Molecular function (GO): octopamine receptor activity
Source: RefSeq, a predicted model, not a curated record
UGUUCACCGUCAGAGUUUUGUGAGGUUUCGCGAAAGGCAUUACGCUGGAGAUAGUGUUAACUAAGGGUGCGAAAUAUAUGAUUGUGAUUGAUUUGUUGUUGUAUUUAAUGUGUACUUACGUCUUAAAUAUAAAAAAGGGCAACAGAAGAAAAAUUGCCAUAACUACCUACCAUGUAACACACCAAAUUGAAAAAUAAAUAUCGACAAUGAAUGAAAUAUGGUUUAUGACAACAACAGAAUUUUUAAACAAGUUGGACUUACGAAACUACUCUUUCGAAGAAUCACUAAAUUUUGCUAUGACCAACAAUUCAAUGAAAGUUGUGCCAGUGAAGAAAGUGUGGAUACAUCCGUGGACUUUCCUAAUUGCCCUAAAGCUGACUGUCAUGAUUUUAAUUAUCCUUGCUGCCCUACUUGGAAAUCUUCUUGUAAUUGUGUCAGUCAUGCGCCAUAGAAAAUUACGUGUUAUAACCAAUUACUUUGUGGUUAGCUUAGCGUUCGCGGAUAUGUUAGUUGCAAUAUGGGCCAUGUGUUUUAGUUUUAGUGUUGAAGUUACUGGCGGAAGAUGGGUUUUUGGAUAUCUUAUGUGUGAUGUUUGGAACUCAUUAGAUGUUUAUUUCUCAACGGCGUCAAUUUUUCAUCUAUGCUGCAUAAGUGUUGACCGAUAUUAUGCAAUUGUUCAACCAUUAGAUUAUCCAUUAAUAAUGACAAAUACUAAAUUAUUAUUAAUGUUAACAAUAGUAUGGUGUAGCCCUGCUCUAUUAUCUUUUCUUCCAAUAUUUAUGGGUUGGUAUACCACCAGUGAACAUUUAGAGCUUCGCAAAAGUAAUUCGUCGAUAUGUAUAUUUGUUGUAAAUCGAACCUAUUCGAUAAUUUCGUCAAGUUUUAGUUUUUGGGUACCUGGAAUGGUAAUGAUAUUAAUGUAUUAUAGAAUAUAUGUAGAGGCCGAUAGACAAGAAAGGCUAUUAUAUAGAAGUAAAGUAGCAGCUGCUCUGCUUAAUAAACAUUUGCAAAUUAAUGGAAUAUCAGCUAGUAUAUUGGCUCACAAUACUCGUACAUCUAUUGAAGGUAACCUUAAAAGCCAAAAGAGCUACGAGGUGAUACCUACUGAGUCAGGCUCCAGCAAUAAAAUGCGUAGAGAAAGAAAGGCUGCUAGAACAUUGGGGAUCAUAGUAUCAGCUUUUUUAACUUGCUGGCUACCAUUUUUUCUUUGGUACCUUAUUUAUGCUUUAUGUGGAAAAGAAAAAUGCUACAGCCCUCCUUGGAUUAUAACAUUGGUUUUCUGGGUGGGAUAUUUCAACUCCGCAUUAAAUCCUCUCAUUUACGCAUAUUUUAAUAGAGAGUUCCGAGCUGCGUUUAAAAAAACAUUACAAAGCUGCAGUCAAAUUAUACUUAAGUUAUGUUGUUGGAGACUCAAAAAUCAAAGAGAAGCACCUUUUAAUUGCAGCAACGCGUCUAGUGACAUCCCAGGAGAUUAUAUGCCAAAGGAUUUUCCCAGAUGUAGUUUUAACAUUUCAGAAGGUGAAGUGGUAAAUAUCUGUAGUGAACCUAUGAUUUAAUUGUGACAUAUAAAACAAAAAAGAACCUAAAGUACUAUUGAGUAUUAAGUUCUAGAUUAUAUACUGCGUAUUACUAUCCUUAGGUUUUUCUUAAAGAAAUGUAUUGAUUUAUUGAAGGUAUAUAAAAAUGGAUAUUUAACAAAGUGUAGGUCAUAAUUAAACAAAUAAAUGUAAUGUACCUAAUAGUUUUUUUCCCUUCCUUUUACAUAUAUUAACUUAAAAUUCGAUCUUUUAUAUUUCCUUACUCGGCUUUUAUGGAAGCAGAUGAUCCUACGACCAAUGGCGAAGAUCGAUUUUUUAAAAAGUUGUUGGAUAACUUGGAAAAGUGAGAAAAGGACGAAAUCCUUAAUAUUUUCACCUAAUGGGGUCUAGUUUUUAGUAGUUCAUGUUAUUUAAGGGGCUUAUGUGGGUCUCAAUUUAGGUUUUUAUUGUAAAUCCUGGUAGUUUAAAUUUUUAAGAAGUCAGCUGGACGUUUUGUAAUUUAAGGUUGUCGAUGAAUAGAGUGUGUUUCUGAAGGGAAUGUUUUUUUGAGUUACAAUAUUACACCCUACGCCUGUAAAAUAAUUUUUAAUUCAAAUUUUAUGUAAAAAAGAACCUUAACACGCUAUUAUAUUGUAACGUAAUAUAUUAAUGUACAACAGAAUAAAGGCAAAAUAGUACAAAACAUGUGAUUGAUUUAGCGUAUAUAAAUUUCCAUAAUAAUAUAAUUAUGAAUUUCUAAAAAAAAAUUAAAGUACCAAGUUAGUUUUUUGGAAAAGAAAAAUUCUUUAAUAAUUUGUAACAAUAUUGCAAACUCCUUUUUUAUAAUUUUAUGAUAUUUAGAAUCAAAAAUAAGAAUAAGCUUAUAAAAAGACGUUAAGGCCAAACAUAAAUAGUGUUCGAAAUAUUGACAAAUAUAUAAUUAACUUUUGGAAAAAAGUCACACGUACUGAGAGAGAUAUGAACAUAGAUCUUUAAUGGUGCCUUUUAUUAGUAUUUAAUUCAAUUUAAGUCCAAUAAUUUUUAAAUACAAUAUUUUACUUCAGAUAUAAUAGAUUACUUAUAUAUCCAAAAAAAUAUUUAUAUUGAAUAUGAAAACCUAAUUUGAAUCAACAAUUAGUUUCCAUAGUUAAAUCUACUACCGUUAUCAAGGUAAGUAAAAUAAAAUUAAAUAUAUAGUAUUAGUUAUCUUUCUUGUAUUUGCUUAUUAUUCACUUAAACACUUAAAAAAUUCCUUUUUUUUUAAAUUGACAUCUGUUUGACUUUGAUAAAAUAUUUCAAAAAGUAACAAAGAACUACAAAGGUUACUUAUUUAGUUCAAGGAUGUCAGCCUAAUAUAAUUUAAUAAUAGAUUAUUAUUAAAUUAGAUAGAUAUGGCUCAGUUAAAUGUGUAAUGGAAUAUACAAUACAAGAAAUAUGCAUUAUUGGGCAUCCGUGCAUUUCCGUUAAUGUCUGGUUUAAACAUUAUUCAAAUAGGCUUGGAUCGAAUAUUUAUUUUAAAAAGAAUAGGUGAAAAAAGUAUAUUUAAACGAUUUUACGCAUUUUGCUAUUUGAUAAUAUAAGCACUGCAAAAUAUACAUUCAACAUAGUUGUCCCCCAUAUUUCAGAUGAAUUAAGAUACUGACCUACCUGAGAAUGAGACCAAACAUGGAUUUACAAAAACAUUAAAAUUACAUCAUUACGACGAUAGGUUAUUAAUAAUACAGCUAUUGUUUGCAAACAAUUUGGUCCCAUUCUCAUGUAUGUCAGUAUCUUAAUUCAUUUUAAUCUUUUAACCUUGUCUGAGGCACUAGAUCUAUAAGAUGUAUUGACGGAACCCCUUAAUUUGUUAUCUUUGAUGAUGGACAUGUUAUAUGUCCGAAACAUGUCGGAUUAAUAUUUUUGAAAUAAAUUAAGUGGAGGAUGACCGAAGUAUACCUAUUAAAAUUUUGAUAUUUCCAAACGGGCAAUUUUUCAAAUAUUCGAAUAGGCAGAGGCAGUCCUAAGUAAUGGCUUUUUCGAUCACCUGAUUUCAAUCCUGUCGACUAUUACCUUUAGUCUAAAAGAAGAAGAUUCAAAAUUUAAGGUUUCUAGCGUAAGAGAAUGAGAGAAUGCAUGUAGUAUAUUGUGAAAUCACACAGAGGGGCGAAAGUCAGAAAAUCAAUUACCUAAUAAUAAUAAUUAAUACCUGUUCUAUUAUUUAAAUAUUAUUAUGAAAAUGUAAAUAUGUUACUACUACGAUUCUCAUAGUUUUUGUACUGUAUUGCUUGUAUUUUGAAGUUUAGGUUAUAUAAUGUAAAUCCUUGUAGUUUAAAUCUUCUAGUAUCUGUAUACACAUUGUGGCGCGAAACGGUUUAUACGUAUAAUAGACGCUCCGCUCCAUCGUUGAUUACGUGUUUUUAAAACGCGGCUUAAAAAGUAGUAUUUUAUACCAAAGUGUGUGUUUUAGAAUCCUCAACUUAACAAGCUGAAAUUCAUAGUAAUUCGGAUUACAUAGUAUACAUUUUUUUUAGUAUACAUUUACAUACAUACCAUUUUAGAAAUAAGUAUAGCCAUAUUACAAGUUAUAUGUAUAAUUUUGACGACCUGUAUAUUAUUUAAAUAUAAGAAAAUAUAUGUUUAGUAAUUAAUUCUUUAUCUUAUGCUUUGUAAUCACUUUAAGCUUAUAUAUUCACAUGUAACCUAUUGUUUAAUAACUCUUUGCUCGUAUGUCUUGUA